Molecule: messenger RNA, 745 nt
Organism: Neltuma alba
Lineage: Eukaryota; Viridiplantae; Streptophyta; Magnoliopsida; Fabales; Fabaceae
Exons: 3
Coding region: 48-371 (107 amino acids)
Source: RefSeq, a predicted model, not a curated record
ACCCUAGUAGGGACUGCCUUUCGCUCGCAUUCAGCGCAGCACAAGGCAUGGCGGCUACCUGUUCUAGAAAAUCCCUCCAACUCGCUUCCGCUUCUGCGAGAGCCCAUCUUUCUCGUCGUUCUUCAUCUGCUUUUACUUCGGAUGCCUCUAAACUUGGCGGGUUAGGUUCAUGCAGAGCAUCGUCUGCUUCUCGAGUUGCUGCGCAGAGGCGCUCGCUCUCGUUUUCCUGGCUUCCAAAGCAGUUGGCUGGCGCGCAGGUGUCAUUGAUGCCGUUGCAUAGUGCUACUUCCACUGCCUUGUUCACUUCUCUGCUAUCUCUACACAGUAACAAGUGGGGUUGUCUAUCUGAAGGUUUUGCAACACCUCUAUAACACCGUUGUAUCAGUGAUAUCUUUGCUUGUAUGCGACCCGGAUACCAUUAAGUGCAGCUUUUGCUUUCAACCCUUGUUUCUACUGAGCACUAUACUCAAUAAUGUAACUUGAUUAGUUCUUCCUUGGAGACUCAGGUUUUCAAAUUGUGCUCCGGUGACUUUCUGAAGAUAUUUUUGCUGCUUGGAAUUUUUGAAAGAUCAGCCUUUUCAUUUCGGGCAACACUUCAAUCUGGGAGAGACUUUUUUCCCGUACAACUAUGACAUUUUUUUUAAGACUGACAUCUUAUACUGGCAAAAUUCAGGACUCAGAUGCACUGCAUGAAUUCAAUCUAAUUUUUAAUUGAUAAUAAAUUGUACUUUUUUCUGAUCACUAA